Molecule: messenger RNA, 774 nt
Organism: Rhizophagus irregularis DAOM 181602=DAOM 197198
Lineage: Eukaryota; Fungi; Glomeromycota; Glomeromycetes; Glomerales; Glomeraceae
Source: RefSeq, a predicted model, not a curated record
AUGCAACGAGAUCUACACGUAGAAGACGAUGCAAAACUUCGUUUUUAUUCUAAUGUUUUAUACCCAGUUGAAGCACUACUAGGAGGAGCAGAAACGAGAUUUACUGGAAUGUUGGGUGUUUCCGAUUUCAUUUUAUGCACUAAUAAUCCCACAGUGGGCUUGAUGCCUGUGGAGAUUAAAAUGUUUCACAAUUUGAGGUUAGGUAGUUAUAACCUCUGGGAAGUUUAUCGAUAUGCUGACCGGGCUCAAAUAACGAAUCGAGAUUUUAGGUUUAGAAAAAGGAUCUUAUCUCGGGUGUUUGGCGAAAUGGCCUGCAAUGGCCCUCAUUACGGGAUCUUGACAAACUAUUCCGAUACGUACUUUCUCAGACGACCGGAAAAUGAAUCAAAUAACCUAUAUGUUUCUCGUGUUUUUCAUCCUGAUGCUAUUAAUGAUACCAUCGAUAAUAGAUUGGAUCGUGUAAUGGAUGACAAUUUUACAUCUUAUGACGAUGAUUAUGACAAAGAUGACGAUAACGAUGAUGAUCCUGGUGAUGAUCCUGACGAUGAUUAUAUUCCUCCUGGUUCUUCUAGUUCAAAGAAGAGGAAGAGUUCUUCGAUUCAGACCGGUAGCAAGAAGAGAGUGACCGCGCCAUCUUCCAAAGGAAUCACUACAAUAGGUAAAUAUAUAAGUAGUGGAACCUUUGGAAAGGUUUUUUCUGGCUAUUAUGAUGGUCAACUGUGGCAUGGAAGACUUGUGAUGCGUACAAGGAGCAAGAAGCGACGAAAAUGCUAG